UCAUUGCUAUAAAUAUGUACACAAUGGUAAAGUAAGUCACUAGGCUUACUUGCUAACAAGGAACUAGGUUAUUCUGAGAAAUCUGGUUAUGCAAGCAAUCAGAAUUAAAUAUGAAUAGACAGUGUUGUUGCAGGGGCGCUGUAGAUGUUUUGAAGCAGCAGCGGUAAUCGUUUCUGUAAAUUCCUUUUGGAACCUUUUUUUUUUUUUUUUACUGCGCUGGUGAUACAAACUUAAACAUGUGACCUUCUUGCCCUUUUGAAAUUGUAAGCAUAAGGUCGGACUUUAGGUGUUGUGCCUCUUAGCAAUGUCGAUACAUAAAGUAAAACCAGACUCUGUUGCUGAAUGCUGAGUCAAUGUGAAAGUACAAAGGUUGAGUGACAGCAGAGCCUGGCCAUGGCGCUGUUGCAUACACGCAAUGAAAAAGGGCUUCUCUCUCUCGUCAACUAAUGGUCCACUGUUCAGCUGUUGAAAACAAACUUAUGGAGAGUCUCCCCUUCACAAAGAUAGCGCAUAGUAUAACAGCGCAGGACCACCAGCCGACUCCAGACUGCUGCAUCUUGAGUAUGGUUGUAGGACAGCUAAAAGCAGACGAUGACCCCAUCAUGGGUUUCCAUCAGAGUUUCAUUCUGAAGAACAUUAACGAUGCAUGGGUGUGCACCAAUGACAUGUUUAGGUUGGCCAUUCACAACUUUGGCUAGCCCAAACCCUCACACUCUGGUGGGCGGGGGUGGCCAUAGUGAAGGGCACUUUGUGAUGGAUUAUGGAGGGAGGGAAGUGAGGAGUUGAGGAUGGAAAUAAGAGAGAAAACUCAUCCCUCCCUCCUGCUGUCUCAUUUACGCCUGUUUGAAAAAACAAUCAAACACUAGAUGUCAAUCACUGAACUUCAUCUAAGUGGGUUUUAGGACAAGCUCAGCCAGUAAAAUUGCAACGUGUUUCUUUGCUGAGAGCCGGCCGACCAAUCAGAUGCCCCUGUCUGCCACUCUGCUGACCUGCAUGACGCUGGGAGCCUCCCAUUACAAUGUCUACACUCAAGUCACCAAAAAGACAACAGCUGACUUGCGCCAAUAACUCAUACUCUGCUGUCCGCCGUUCUUUAGUUAUUUCUAACUCAUCCAACUCUGUUGUUAACUGAUCUGUUGUUGACUGGCUUCCAAAUACAUGUUAAGGUUUAGAUUUGGCUUCUACAGUUCCCACUUCUUGUAUUGUAAGUUGUUUUUAGAUGCCACUUAUGUGUUGCCUUAGUGGGUUUAACUGAGUUUUUAUUUUCCUUUACAUACUGGUAAUUGUUUACUUUGCCUUUUUUCAAUUUCCCAUGCCAGGUUUUGCUCUUGCAAACCAAAGAAUCAUAGAUGACAAACAUCUGACCUUCUCGUGUGAUUGGCUCUGUUCCUACAUAUUUACUAAGUCUGUCUCUCACUCUUCUGUCUUUCUCUUUUACAUCCCAUGUCAGGCAGUUACAUGGUCAACAACCACAAAAGACAAUAAAAUCUGGACUUUUUCUUA
Labrus bergylta (ballan wrasse) is the source of this 1503-nucleotide messenger RNA. The record is from RefSeq and is a predicted model, not a curated record. Lineage: Eukaryota; Metazoa; Chordata; Actinopteri; Labriformes; Labridae.